Molecule: messenger RNA, 1807 nt
Organism: Mytilinidion resinicola
Lineage: Eukaryota; Fungi; Ascomycota; Dothideomycetes; Mytilinidiales; Mytilinidiaceae
Product: SecY protein
Exons: 15
Coding region: 171-1607 (478 amino acids)
Biological process (GO): post-translational protein targeting to membrane, translocation; SRP-dependent cotranslational protein targeting to membrane, translocation
Cellular component (GO): Sec61 translocon complex; membrane
Molecular function (GO): ribosome binding; transmembrane protein transporter activity; signal sequence receptor activity
Source: RefSeq, a predicted model, not a curated record
CACAACACCGUGUUCAAAGCAAGCGCUCCAGGCCGUCGUCAAUCGAAAGCCCCACAAUUGCGCUCUUCAUGCGCAGGGCUUCCUUCUAGAAUCCUUACUUACCUCAAGCUCUUUCCCGUUCUGCUUUCCCCCCUCAUUCUUGGGUACGGACUCGGUCAGAAACCGCCAUCAUGGGCUUCCGAUUCCUCAAUACCGUCAUUGAGCCCUUCGUGCCCUUCAUUCCUGAGGUGGCCGCGCCAGAGUCUAAGAAGAUAGUGUUUAAUCAACGGCUGAUGUGGACGGCCUUAACCCUUCUCAUUUUCUUGGUUAUGAGCCAGAUGCCCUUGUUCGGCAUUGUCUCCUCAGACUCUUCGGACCCGCUAUACUGGCUCAGAAUGAUGAUGGCUAGUAAUAGAGGAACGUUGAUGGAGCUCGGAAUCACACCAAUCAUAUCGUCAGGAAUGGUGUUCCAGCUCUUACAUGGAACUCAGAUGAUUGAGGUUGAUAUGGAUAGCAAAGCGGACCGCGAACUGUACCAAAUAGCCCAAAAGCUCUUGGCUAUCAUCCUCACUUUCGGCCAAGCAUGUGUGUACGUGGCUUCGGGCCUCUACGGAUCACCCUCCGACCUCGGUGCUGGCGUCUGCGUUCUUCUUGUCAUCCAACUGAUUGUUGCCGGAUUGAUCGUCAUACUCCUCGAUGAACUACUCCAAAAAGGCUACGGUCUAGGGAGCGGUAUUUCUCUCUUCAUUGCGACCAACAUCUGCGAACAAAUCGUCUGGAAAGCUUUCAGCCCAACGACUGUCAACACCGGACGUGGACCAGAAUUCGAGGGCGCGAUUAUUGCGCUUGUCCAUCUCCUGAUCACUUGGCCUGACAAGCAAAUGGCACUCCGCGAAGCCUUCUACAGACAGAAUCUACCAAACAUCGUGCAGCUUUUAAGCACUGUGUUGGUAUUUGCUGUUGUUAUCUACCUCCAAGGCUUCCGAGUGGAGAUUCCAGUCAAAUCUGAGAAGCAGCGUGGAAUGCGUGGAUCCUAUCCCGUCCGCCUCUUCUACACCUCCAACAUGCCCAUUAUGCUCCAAAGCGCCCUCUCCUCCAACGUCUUCAUGGUCUCUCAAAUGCUCUUCCAGCGCUUCGACGACAAUCUCUUUGUCCGCCUCAUGGGCGUCUGGGAGGCCCGCGAAGGGUCCGGCCAGCUCUUCGCCACCUCGGGCCUCGCCUACUACAUGUCCCCACCCCUAUCCUUCACUGAUGCCUUGCUUACCCCAUUGCACACUUCGAUCUACAUACUCUACAUGUUGGUUGCUUGUGCCGUGUUCUCAAAGACCUGGAUCGAAGUGUCCGGCUCCGCACCGCGCGAUGUGGCUAAGCAGCUCAAGGAGCAAGGGCUCAUGAUGGCUGGUCAUCGUGACCAGAGCAUGUAUAGGGAGCUCAAGAGGGUGAUCCCCACGGCUGCAGCGUUUGGCGGAGCCUGCAUCGGGGCCCUUUCGAUCAUGAGCGAUUUGCUGGGUGCGCUGGGGAGUGGGACGGGGAUUCUGCUAGCUGUGACGAUUAUUUACGGAUACUACGAGACUGCUGCUAAAGAAGGCGACCUUGCUGGCCUCCAGGGACUGGUUAUGGGCAGUUAAAAGGUAUAAGUCGUCGAAGAAUAACGAUUAGGAGUGUACCAAGUUUAGCAGUCGUUUGCUGCAUAGCAUGGGCAUUUAAGCAUGUUCGAAAUGUGGGUUUGGAAAAGCUUUUGUGUCUUGAACGAAUCGUGAUAUUGGCUUUUGGGAUACUUCGAGAAAAGUAGACAUUGUUGUCCUGAUCCAAGUACACGUGAUAUCGC